Molecule: messenger RNA, 2148 nt
Organism: Carcharodon carcharias (great white shark)
Lineage: Eukaryota; Metazoa; Chordata; Chondrichthyes; Lamniformes; Lamnidae
Gene: osr1
Product: odd-skipped related transcription factor 1
Exons: 3
Coding region: 40-984 (314 amino acids)
Biological process (GO): regulation of transcription by RNA polymerase II; embryo development; urogenital system development
Cellular component (GO): nucleus
Molecular function (GO): DNA-binding transcription factor activity, RNA polymerase II-specific; RNA polymerase II transcription regulatory region sequence-specific DNA binding
Source: RefSeq, a predicted model, not a curated record
CACCAUUCGCCGCCGCAGUGCCAACUCCGAGCUCAGAGCAUGCCAACUUGGGUAUGCGCUUGUGCCACAACCUCCGCCUGCUCGACAUCUGCCACUAGUUCCAGCGAGAAAGCGGCGACCCUGGCAGCGGCCGAGGAGGUGCCCGUCUCAGGUUUCUGCAAGUUGGCAAGUUCUCCUGCAACCCAAGUACCACCUGUGAGCACCAUGGGCAGUAAGACUAUUCCGGCUCCCGUGCCUAUUCAUCCAUCCCUACAAUUAGCGAACUAUGCAUUUCUCCAAGCUUCCAACGGCAUCCCCACUCCUUCAGACCAACUGCACAACCUGUAUGGCUUCAGCACCCUCCACACUGUCCAUCUCCACCAGUGGACCCUGGGCUAUCCUCCGAUGCCGCUGCCCCGCUCCUCCUUCUCCAAAGUGCCUGCUGUUUCCGCUCUGGUGGACACUCGGUUUCAGCUGCCCACGAUCCCCAUCUUCCCCCACGUUUUCCAACCGAAACAAGAGUCCAGCAGUGUUCCGAACAAGACAAGACCCAGGUUCGACUUCGCCAAUUUGGCCAUUGCGGCUACCCAGGAGGACCACCCUAAGCGUGGGCAAACUGACGGACAGUGUUCCCCUUCAGCCAUUGGUUCCCUGCUCGACGCCACCAAGUUGUCGCCGGAGAGGAAACCCACCCGGGGGAGGUUGCCGUCCAAAACCAAAAAAGAAUUUGUCUGUAAAUUCUGUGGGAGGCACUUUACCAAAUCUUACAAUCUCUUAAUACACGAAAGGACCCACACCGACGAGCGGCCUUACACGUGCGACAUUUGUCAUAAGGCAUUUAGGAGGCAGGAUCACCUCCGUGACCACAGAUACAUUCAUUCCAAGGAAAAACCCUUCAAAUGUCAAGAAUGCGGUAAAGGAUUUUGCCAGUCCAGAACAUUAGCUGUUCACAAAACACUGCACGUGCAGGUAAAAGAGUUGAAAACCUCUAAAGUAAAAUGCUGAACAUAGUGUCUGCAAACAGGACUCAGAGUGGAACCGUGAGGAAAAAGCCGAUAACACGGACCUACCUGUCAAACUUAGAGACAGCAUAGACUAUAUCCACUCCGCUGCUGUUCUUUUCUGUUAUUUUAUUCCAAUACAGAUUUUCUGCGGGAUUCUGCUAUGGGAAGACUUGUGUCGUUUUCUCAGUCUGAGCAAACAAACAAACAAACAAACAAAACAAAAAAAAAACCCUUGUUUCGGUAGAUUGUCUCUUGAAAUGAAGGGCGGUUGAACUGUGUCGCCCUUCUUGAUGUCCUCCGCCGUGAACUUGGAGUUGGAAGGUGAUGCUUUGUCUUCUGUGUUUAACAGGGAUCUCCGCACAAAUGCCCGACGUGUGGCAGAAUGUUUAAUCAGAGAAGCAACCUGAGAACCCACCUCCUUACUCACACUGACAGAAAACCUUACAACUGCCGUCAGUGUGCCAAGAUUUUCCGGAGAAACUGUGACCUGAGGCGCCACAGCCUCACCCACAAUCUCAGAAACAACCCAGAACUCCAAAAGUCUGCAAUGUGUGGAUUUAGAGACUUUAGUUGAGUUUAUUAGGCCUGAUUGUCCCAAAGUUUAGGGUGUGUGGGAUGGAAUAAUUACCAAACCGCAGCUAGAAGCCAAAGAAUCAGAGCGAGAGAGAGAGAUAAAGAGAAAGAGAGACAGAGAGAGAGAGAACAUUGUGAAGACUUUGCGUUGUUUGAAUGUAUGAGGAACAUCUGAUUUAGGAUUGAGGGGUCGGUUUCAUCUCUUGUGUAUGGGAAAAGGAAGACAUGGGUGAUGUUACUAUAGGAUACGAGCUGAGUCCCGACACUUCAGCUUUGUGAGGUGAAAAUCUACUACGGCAAAAACAAUAAUAAUAAUAGUGCAUCAAUAGACCACGGCUGGAUGGAAAACUGCUUGUGAACUGCAUUGCGUGAAAUAUUGCAGUAAGACUGAACUCAUUGCUAAACCCGUGCGGCACAUUGUUAUGCAAUAUAACAACAUUCGAAACUACAUUCCAAUCGGCGGGGUUUUUUUUUAAAAAAAACACAAAUUGUUCUUUGUAAAUGUUUUUGGCACUUUACGCUGUUUUUUUAUUAUUUCCAUGUAUCACUGGAUUUCUAAUCUUUUUAAACGAAUAAAUUGCCAUUUUAGGCA